AUGGCUUUCCAUGUAGAUAAAACUCUCUCUAAACUUUUUAAAACAGCUUUUGAAAAACAAAAAGAGGAAAGUUAUGAAGAGAGAUUUAUUACACCAGAUACAACCAACUUACUUUUUCAUAACAUUUCUCCAUCUGAAGAAAAAACACCUGAAGAAUAUUUUAUUCAUUAUAGUAAAUAUUAUGCCAAUGUAUGUUUCAGUACAUAUCCAGUAAUGAAUGGUGCUAAAUUUGGGAAGCCAAUUGCUGACUGUACUAUGAUAGAUGUAUAUAAAAAUAUGGUUAUCAUGUCUAUUGCUGAUGGUUGUGGUAUGGGUUCUAGACCAGCAAAAUCAGCCCGUGUUGCAUGUGAGAAAUUUAGUGAAUACAUAACAUCUGAAGUACCAAAAGAAAAGACUAUUGACAAGGUUUUAAGAAUUAUUAAUGACUCAAUGGCAUAUGUUCAAGAAAAUAUCUUACUUACAGAAGACAGUCCUAUGGAUGCUGGAUUAACAACGUUCCAAGGAGUAGUAGUAUUACGAGUUGACUCAACUACUUUUGCUGUAUGUUAUGUUAAUAUUGGAGAUUGUAGAGGGUUGUUGGUUCAUCGAACAAAUGAAAAGUGUGAAGAGUUAGUAGAAGGAUAUUCCACUCGUGUUGAUGUAAAGACUACUGGAGGAAGAUUAGGACCUGUUGAAGGAGAACAGCCUGAGCUAGAUAAUUAUCGAUGUGGAGUACAGUUUGUUCAACCAGGAACUUCUAUUAUAAUUAUGACAGAUGGUAUUUGUGAUAAUUUUGAUAUUAGGAUGUUUAAUGACAGUCCAAAAGAUUGUGGUCUUCCAGGUGAGGAAUGGUCAGAUGAUAAUUCUACUCAAACAGAAAAAAGAAAACAGGAAUUAUAUCAAAGUUUGAUUACAUUAUAUCUUGAACCAUCUUUAGUUCAGUUAUGUCAAAACGUUUAUGAUUUUGUUGUUGACAAAACACAAGAACAACGCACUCUUAAAAUUGAAGCUUCAAAAACUAAAUCUAAGACACCAAACAAUCAAAUCCUUCACGGAAAAAUGGACCAUUCUACUUUGUGCGUAUUGGUUUUAAAUGAUGGGUUAUUUACUAAAACCACUCUUAACCAAUUAGGAUUAGAAAUCCCAAACAGCAUGAAAGUUUAA
Molecule: messenger RNA, 1143 nt
Organism: Entamoeba dispar SAW760
Lineage: Eukaryota; Evosea; Mastigamoebida; Endamoebidae
Exons: 1
Coding region: 1-1143 (380 amino acids)
Source: RefSeq, a predicted model, not a curated record